Molecule: messenger RNA, 420 nt
Organism: Eruca vesicaria subsp. sativa (arugula)
Lineage: Eukaryota; Viridiplantae; Streptophyta; Magnoliopsida; Brassicales; Brassicaceae
Source: the annotation of a GenBank genome assembly
AUGGCUCCAACCUUUUUCAACUUUCAGGUUUCUCCUUCUUUCCCAAUCUCUAAAACUAUUAUAACUAAUCAUUCUCACUCCCUCAAGAACUUGAAGAAUCCGAGCUUAAACUCGCGAUGCCCUUUCUUGAUUAAUCGAAUCCGAUGCUCAGCUUCAUCCGACAGUGUCGGCAACACCUUAAGAACUUGCAUGAAUUGCAAAACCCAAUUCGAUCCCAUACUCAACCAUCCACAAGCUUGCAGAUUCCACACUGCUCAUUUCGGAGGAGAGACGAAGAGGAAGUUCGAGAGUGUAUACACUGGCGGGACGAUGGAUACACCAAACUCUGGGAAAGUUUUACAGUAUUGGCAUUGUUGUGGUUCUGAAGAUCCCUUUGAUCCUGGUUGUACUGCUUCCCCUCACUCCACAUAUGAUGAUUGA